Bathycoccus prasinos is the source of this 255-nucleotide messenger RNA. RefSeq lists its product with no specific name. NCBI's taxonomy places the organism in Eukaryota, Viridiplantae, Chlorophyta, Mamiellophyceae, Mamiellales, Bathycoccaceae. The record is from RefSeq and is a predicted model, not a curated record. Bases 1 to 255 code for a protein of 84 amino acids. The transcript is spliced from 2 exons.
AUGGAUAAUUGGAAAGAAUCUGGCGGCAACUUCUCCGCCCCUCCCAGAGAUGAUUCGGAAACGUUCAAAACGUCCGUCGCGGGCCAAUCGAACUGGAACGCCUACGAAGGUUCCAGCGAGAAAGAACUCACGCCGGAGGAGAAGAAGGCCAAGGCCAAGGCGGAGGAGGACGCGUCCAACGCCAGAAGAGCCGCCGCCGCGGCGAAGAUGCAAGCCGAAAGAGAAAAAGCCGGCUACAAAGGGUCCAUCUUCUAA